AUGAUCAGACGGAGGCGGANCAUCCUCCCCUGCCACCUCUCCGCCGCCUCCUCCGCCUCCCUCCUCUCCGCCCUCCUCUCCCGUCUCCUCCUCGGCCCCGCCUGCCACCUCCUCCCCUCCCGCCUCGUCCUCGCCGCCGUCUCCCUCCUCUCCGCCCUCCCCCUCCCCUUCAUCGCCGCCGUCGCCGCCUCCCCGGCCGAUUACAUUGCUCUCCGCGCCGUCUCCGGCGUCUCCCUCGCCGCCUUCGUCGCCAACCAGGACUGGGUCGCCGCCAUCUUCGCGCCCCGAGUCGUCGGCGCCGCCGCCGCCCUCGCCGCCGGCUGGGCCAACGCCGGCGCCGCCGCAGCCCAGCUCGUCAUGCCCCGCGCAUUCGAGCUGCUGCGAGGUCCCCUCGGCUUCACCACCGACGCCGCAUGGCGCCUCGCCUUUGUCGUCCCCGCCGCGCUCCAGGUGGCCACCGCCCUCGCCGUCGUCUUCCUCGCAGACGACGACGACGUCCCCGGAAACAAGAACAAGAAGAACAACAAGAAGGAGUUGGAAGGUUCUGGAAGCUUCUGGGAGGUUCUGGAGGAUGGGGUGGGGAACUACCGGGGGUGGGUGCUGGCACUCACGUACGGGUAUUGCUAUGGCGCGGAGCUGAUAAUGGAGAACAUAGCGGCGCGAUACUUUUACGAAAAGUUCGGGCUGGAUAUGGAUUCGGCGGGUGCGGCGGCGGCGUUUUUCGGGGCUAUGAACGUGGUGGCGCGGCCGGCGGGUGGUAUGGCGUCGGACGAGCUCGGGAGGCGGUUCGGAAUGAGGGGGAGGCUGUGGGGGCUGUGGGCGGCGCAGACGGUGGCCGGAAUGCUUUGCAUUUUGCUCGGGAGGAUGGGGCGGUGGUCGUCGUCGUCGGUGGCGCCGACGGUGGCGGUGAUGGUGGUGUUUGCACUCUUUGUCCAGGCGGCCUCCGGCCUCACUUUCGGAAUCGUUCCCUUCGUCUCCAAGAGGUCAAUGGGAGUGAUUUCCGGGAUGACGGGGAGCGGCGGGGUGGUUGGCGCGAUGACGAUGCAGCUGCUCUUCUUCUCGGGAUCAAAGUACGCGAUCGAGACCGGCAUUUCCAGCAUGGGCGCCAUGAUCGUCGUCUGUACUCUUCCGAUCGCCCUCAUCCGCUUCCCCGAAUCCGGAGGAAUGUUCUGCGGGCCGCACUCGUCGUCUUCUGCGGCCCGCGACGGCGAUUAUGGUGUGGCAGAUGAAUACCUGCUGCUGCUCAAAUAACAAGUAUAAGAUAGUUGUAGUUUUCAUUUUCAUUGUUUUAUUUGUACAUGUGUGUGCCAUUCUUGUGUUGUGUCCCAAAUAUGUGUAUAUAUAUAGAUCAUUAGCUUAUUGUAGUUGCAUUGGCAUGUGUAAUAUGUAUUGCUUAUAUAUAUAUAUGGAGGAUUCACACUUGA
Ananas comosus (pineapple) is the source of this 1424-nucleotide messenger RNA. RefSeq names its product probable high-affinity nitrate transporter 2.4. Gene Ontology annotation, cellular component: membrane. NCBI's taxonomy places the organism in Eukaryota, Viridiplantae, Streptophyta, Magnoliopsida, Poales, Bromeliaceae. The transcript has 4 exons. Bases 1 to 1251 code for a protein of 416 amino acids. Gene Ontology annotation, molecular function: nitrate transmembrane transporter activity. The record is from RefSeq and is a predicted model, not a curated record. Gene Ontology annotation, biological process: transmembrane transport.